Molecule: messenger RNA, 9642 nt
Organism: Amphiprion ocellaris (clown anemonefish)
Lineage: Eukaryota; Metazoa; Chordata; Actinopteri; Pomacentridae
Gene: nudt14
Product: nudix (nucleoside diphosphate linked moiety X)-type motif 14
Exons: 5
Coding region: 79-813 (244 amino acids)
Biological process (GO): nucleoside phosphate metabolic process; ribose phosphate metabolic process
Molecular function (GO): UDP-sugar diphosphatase activity; metal ion binding
Source: RefSeq, a predicted model, not a curated record
CCGUAGACAUUCCUUCGCUGUCAGUGUGCGGUGACAGACAAGCAUCGGUGACCCUCAAUCCAGCUCCAAGUCUGAACUAUGGAAGAGAUUAAUAAUAUUGAAGUUGUUCCGUGCACAGAGUCUGACUACCUGAAACCGUUCAGGGUUCACUAUAAUCAGAAUGGCACAAAGAAAUCCUGGGACUUCAUGCGAACCCAUGACAGUGUAUCAGUGCUGAUCUUUAACACCACCUCACACUGCUUUGUCCUCGUAAAGCAGUUCCGUCCAGCUGUAUACAUGUGUGAGUGGGAAAAGACCAAGAUGCAGCCACCUCAGUCUGCUGACAAAACCGAGGAGGGCGCCUCCGAAGCUGCAGCUGCUGAGUCUCAGGAGGGCCUGUCGGCCUCAGAGGGAGAGAGCUCUUCUCAGUGGCCCCCAGCCUCAGCGGGGGUCACGUACGAGCUCUGUGCCGGCCUGGUGGACAAACCUGACCUCUCCCUGGAGGAGAUCGCCAGGCAGGAGGUGCUGGAGGAGUGUGGCUACGAUGUGCCUGCUUCCAAGCUCAAGAGGAUUACUUCUUACAGGUCAGGUGUAGGUGUAACAGGUGCCAAGCAGACCAUGUUUUACGCCGAGGUGUCUGAUGACAACUGUGUCAGCGCAGGUGGAGGUGAGCCGCGGGAGGGAGAGCUUAUCGAGGUGGUCAAAGUCCCGCUGCAUGAGGCCAUGACGUUUGCCUACGACGAGCGUAUACCCAAAACCAUGGGCGUCAUUUUUAGUUUCAUCUGGUUCCAUAAUAACAUGUCUCCCAAGUACAAGAUCUCUACCAAUGUGUAACUAGUAUUAACUUACCCUUCUUUCUACCAUUUAUUCCAGUUUAAAUCAAACACUGGCCCAGCACAUCCACUCUUUCCCUUAUGGCUUUUCAUCCUGUAUUGCCUUUUUGCUUAUUGGUACAUGAUGAAGGGUGGGCACCUUGUCUUGUUGCCAACUGGUAUCUUUAAGUUUUGUCCUGUUCCCUUUUUUAUGUAGUCUUAAUAUUUUUCCUAAAAGCAAAUUUGCCAUAGCCGGUUGUCACUGGCACUUUUUCUCUUCUUGAUUAUUUUUUUAUAUGCUAAUCAUUUGUUUUACUGUGCCAUCUGUUAUAAAUGGCUGCAUAUCACUGAUUUCAUUAGCCUGCCCUCAAUUAAAGGAAUGCUCCACUGCUUUUAAUGUGGACCUUGAAUGUUAUCUACAUGACAUUGGCUACCUUCAAGAUACGAUACUGGCCAAGAAAAAGCCAUUUCUCAUUCUUCAAGCCUCUUCCCAUUAUUCCUACACCACUGAGUAUUCAAACUCUCCAUUUUUGAGGUUAAAGUUUCUGACUUGUAAAUAACAUUUUUCGAAGCUCGAAUUUAUUGGAGUUACCACUUAAUAAAGCUAUUAUGUUAUGAUAUUAGUGUAAUUAUGAGGAAGUGCCUAAACCUACAAAUAUGGAGACUCCAUGUCAGCCAAAGACUAAUGUUUAGUAUAAUUAAACCCAGUUUUAAAGGAUAUGGUAUUGUCAGUGCACAGUAUUUCCAUUUUCACAGGGUCAACUCUACUGUUUUGCCAUCUGGAUAAUGUGAAAUCUUGCAAGUCAUAAGAUAGGACUCUUUCUCAUCUCUACCUUCUGUCCUACUUAAAAUGAACGCAGCAUUAAGGUAUGAUGUUAACCAGCAAUGUAUCUCUUUUUAGUCUCAGUUUGCUGACAUUUAACAUGCUGAUAUUUCCACUGGAGUCAUUCAUGUAAACAUUUGUACUUGCCUGACAAAAUGUGCUAAAAUUUAAAAAAAAAAAAAAAAAAAAACAGUGGAGUAUUCCUUUAAUCCAUGAUCCAGUAAUGCAAAAACUAUGCUAGUCUUGUGGGGCCUUGUAACAGUCGAGGUGUUCAGGCAUGCCUCAUUUACGUUCUCUGAUCCACAGCCUUUAAGCAAUACUUAUCAUAUUAUCCCAAGCCUAAAAGUCACUCCAUAUCACUGAAAUCAACUCUCACUCUGUUUGAAAUUCUUUAUAAAGUCCAAACAGUCGACAUAUUAGCAAACUUAAUUCACUACUCAUGAAAAGCAUACACCUACCUCUGCACCGAGGGCCUAAUUUCUGUUUUCAGUGUAUCAUCAUACCGAAGCACAAUCCUGAUUAAAAGCAUACUCUGUUAGUCCAAGACACUUUAAUCCACUUCUAAUGGCAUCUUCACAUAUGGUUAGGGGUGUGAAAAGCUGCAUGGUUUUGCCAUUAGUUUUCCAAGCCUGACAUGAAAGAGAGGGUUUUUUUUUGUUUGUUUGUUUUGCAAAAUUUUGAAAGAAUUGAAAAAAUAUAUUCCAAAGAAGAAGGCAACUGGCUUCUCUUUAUGUUUUGAAGACAUUUAGUCUCUCUUUCAAAUGGUUUUCUCAGUUACAGCUGACUGGUGUUUAUUCUCACCGCCAAAUCACACGAUUCAUUACCUAUUAACCACCCAGUACUCACUUGAUUCAAGGUGUAAAUGGUUGUGAAACCACCAAGUGAGGGAUGAGUCAAAGUGUCAAUGGCGGUGAAAUUGUCUUGGGGCGGUAUCUCAGGACAGUGUUAUAAGUACCUGAUAAGUGGAGGCGUUGACCACCUCCUCUGUUUAGAGGUGGGUGCAGUCCAAUACCAUGAGGAGUGCACAGACCUAUAUAUAGGUCAAACAACCUCUCCAAAAGCACAAUACUAGAGAGCUAUCUCCUCAGGACAAGUCUCAGCAGUGCACCAGCAUCUGCAGAGUAAAGGAUGCUCCUUUAAGGACAGCUAUUCACAUUCUAGACAGAGGAGUUAAGGAAGCCAUUUAUGUUAAACUGGUAUGUCUUCAAGAGUCAAAAAGAAGCCCAUUUGCCUUCUACCAUCCAGUCUUAUUACCAUGACCUGGACGGCUGAAUUUGUUUGAGUCUACUUAAACAAAUACAGAGGAUACUGGUAAAAAGGCAAAAUCUUCACAUGCUGUACCUCAAGGUUCUAUGUUGAACACAUGAAUCAAGGUUCAGGAGCAUGUGUAGAAGGACCUAUCCCAUCAGAAGUAUUGCUUUUGAUCAAAUAAUUUGCAAGUUCCCCUGUAGAAAACCUUAGAGGAUCAUUAACUCACAAACCCGAUCUCAUAAAGUGAAUCAUAACAGCCAUUUACCAAACUCUCAGGUCCUAAAACUUUGGCCAUGUUCAGGGUGAAUUUCUGGAUGUGACAAUGACCAGCAUGUUAUGAUACUAUUACAUUCAAAAUCACUUGCAGCUCGAGUAACUACACGCAACAAAGUACUUACUAUUCCUACUAUAUGUUACUAUUUUCUUUUUUCAAAAAGGGCUGGUACUUCAUUUAUUAUUUGAUGUGAAAAAUAAGAAAUCCCUACCCUGUAGUCUUGUUAAAAAUAUGCAAGAACAGAAGCAAGUCCAAUAAUAGUUUUAGAAAAUUAAUGCUCGCUUACAACAGAUGACACAUUAUUUUAAACAUUAUUUCAACUUGCCAAUAGGAGAACUACACUGGCAGGUUUUGCUGUAGCCGGUGAUUUCAUGUUCAAAUCUCCUGAGAGUUUGAAAGUUUGGAAAUGCAAUGCGUGACAAAAUUGUCGUGGUUAAACUUUAACUGUUCAGUUGUUAUUAAAUGCCCUGCCUGCAUAAAGUGUUGGCGUUUGGUUGAACACAAAAAUAUCACAAAAAACUGUUGUAUGUUUUAGAUAUUAGGUUAUUAUUCGUAGCAUUUAUUGUACGAUGUUAAUGACACUUUAACCCUCUGAACCCCAAAACCUGCUGGCAGGUUUUCAAAGGCAUUUCGUCUUUUAAAAUCAUUUAUAGGGUCCAAAAACUGUAAUAAAAAAUAAUCCCUAGAUUUUGAACGUUUUAAUGGUCAUCGAUAUAUCAUGUGUGACGUGUUGUUCUGUCUACAAAUUACUAAUCUGAAGUUUAAAACUCAUUCAACUCUCUGAUAUGUUAUCAAAAACACUUGGUUCAACAUUUCCUUUUUAAAAAGAUCACUAAAAAUAGACAUUUUGCACUGGAUCCAGUUAAAAACUAAAAAUUCUGCAAUCAUCAUCACAACUGAGAAGCCAUUAGUGCCUCAGCUGUGACCAACAGUCAUGUGGCAAAAGUUCAGGUGUGUUUUGGGUCCUUGGAAUGUUGUUGUCCGUACUUCCAUUCUUUUGUCAAUUUUUGUUAAAUAAAUAAUCAAAUUCUUUUGUUUUUUUAGGACUCAUCACAUUAUAUUCAUUCAAAAAAUACAUCAUUUUUGAGUUGACUGAGUUGACUCUACUUCUAGCCAUGAUUGUUCCAUUUCCAUAAAAGUGCAGAACUUUAUAGUGCUGCAAUAAAUCGGUAGUAAUACUGUGUCAGACGCAGAAAACACCCAGAAACUUACUGGAGUUCAGAGGGUUAAACAUACACGGGUGGUGGUAAAAUAAAAUCUAGAAGUAAAGUAAAUAAAGUCUUAUUUAACAAAAACAAAUUCUAGUCCCUCAUAAUACAACCUGCAAUUAAUGCGUACUCAGUUACAACUUUAUUUAUGACACCAAACACUAAUUCAGUCUAAUACAACAGCCUUCUGUUGAGUUGUAAUGUGUUAUACACAGAAACAUUUCUGUUCUUUUGCCUCUCUUCAGUGAUGUAAAUGAGAUGGGCAAAAUAAUAGACAGGCAGCACCACGGGCUACAUUCUCCAAAAUGACCAUAUGGCUGAAUUCACACCUCUGUACAGAAACAGACCUUCAUUAAAAGAGAGUUUAUUGCAGGACUGUUGUAUUAUACUAUUAGUCAGCUACCAACUGAGUGAGUAUUGUGCACUCUGCUAAGCGGGUUACCUUUCCUGGUGUAAAAAUGAGGAAACACUCUAGGCUAGUAUGAGAGUGUCCGUCUAGGAUUCAUUUUGUUCUUGUAUGCUUUUUGAGCAUUAAGAACUGCUGACAAUCAAAUAUCAACAUUUGUUUUGUUUUUUCCCCCUAUAAAAUCCUGUGUUUUGUGUUCAUUUUCUUUCAUUAGUUCAUUAGUUGUACAUUGUUGUCCCUGCUGAUUCUCACAGCAGUUCUCUUAAUAGAGGACCAGUAUCAAGUGUCUCAGUACGGUUAUAUGGUGCCACCUCAAGUCUUAUUGUCUGCAUUAACAAACAAAAUCAAAAUGUUUUUUGAAUAACAUAAGCUAUAUAUGUUCAGUUUCACACAGAGUCAAAUAUUAUGUGUGUAAUUUUCAACCCACACUGCAUAAGACUAUAUUUAUAACCGUUAAGCCAUACGUAUCUCCCCUCACUGAGCUUCUGUGUCCGUCAGUCAAUCAGAGACCAUUCCUCCAAGUAGGAUUGUACAGUUUGCUGGAACUGCUUGACAUAGUUUUCAUUUAUAUAUUUCCUUGGAAAACAAAAGAUGGCUCUCUUUUGCUAAACUGACAAAAAGUUUCUUUGUGUGGAUUAAAAAAAUUUGAGCUAAUGCUGUGAUGUAUGCAAAUACAUUUUCAGUUGCAUUGUUAGACAGCCUUAUUGUAAACCUGUACAACAAAUCUGCAUGAGAAAUGCAGUUUUUACACUGGUAGAAAAAGAAAUGUGUAGAGAAAGAAAUUGUUUUUGUGAACAUCUAUGUAUAGAAACAAAGUGCACACAAAAAAUAUUUUGCUUGAAGAUCCUGUGUCGGCACCUUUCUUAAAAAUCUGCAUCUUUCAGCAUCUGCAGUGGAGGUGAAAGUGAUGGAACCAUCUGCCGUCUGGUUGGACAGUUUGACCCUGCCUUGUGACAGUUAGAUCAGAUUCAAGUGUAAAGACAGAGUCAGAAUUACACUUGAAACAUCAAUACAGUGUGGAAAGUUGGUGCACUCAGUUUUGCACUAUUUAAAUUUUUUUUACAAAUACACAUCUUUUCUACAGAUGCACAAAGGUGAUUUUCUGGUGCAAAUUUAUUUUACAGGUGUACAAAGGCUGAUUUACAACUAUAAACUGGAAUUAUUUGACAAUGCCACUCCAAAUCUUGCUCCAAAUCUUAUGGGCCAUAAUUUUGAACUCAUAUUCUCAGGAUUAACGGAGCACCCAAACCUGAACAUGAAACCAGAUCCCCUUAAAUGCUAAAUUAGGAUGCGCAGAUUCAAGUUUGUGCUGUUCAAAUGACAUGAUAAUGAUUUGAUAAUGGAGGAAUCUGCAUUAACAAUAUCAGGAUGCUUUGGAAAAAUGUGGAAAGCACCUUUGGAAAAUCACGAGUUGACUUUUUAGUGUUAUAUGUUAGGAUGCACAUGGUAACACUAACAGGGCUGUUGUACAAUAUUUCUCACUUUAACUACAUUUUACAAUGUGAAAACCCCACUGUAAUAUCAUUAAAUGUUUGUUUCUGCUUUCAGGGUAACUUAUUUGACACCUUAUUCUCAUCAGCUCAUUCACAUCAGUUCCCCACCCUUCUUUUUUUUCCUCCACCUUCUUCCAUAUGAAACAUAUCUUUGUUAUAGUCUCAGUUUAAUAAGUUCUAAGUGGAUCUCAAUACUUGUUGGGAGUAGUUUAAUGGUGAACCUCACUCUAAGAUUUCCAAUGGUGCUCACAGAUUUCCAUUGUCUUGUUUUUGUCUAGUAUUGUGGAAAAUAAUAAAAAUAGUCACUAUUUGUCUUAGAGAGACUCAAGAGAAAAUGAUUUGUUUCCCACAUUUUAAAAGGGUUAGCCAUCAGUGUUCAAGAGUAGAAGGAAUAUAUUCUAAAUAAAUAUCUCAGUUUGCUUCUCAUAUGGCUUGAUGUAAAAUGUGACAAACAAAAGCCAUUUUAACUUUUAAGGCCAGUCUGUAACUUUAUGUGCCUGUCAAAUGUGAAGAACUGAAAUGUGACUGUGAUAUUAAAAUUCUUAUUUUUCUUUUUGAACUAAAACGUAUUUCUCCACACCUUCCUCCAGCUGUUGUCCAGAGGUCAUGAGUAUUUGGUGAACAUUAAUAAAGACACAUAGUAGCAUCGUAAUCAACUGGCAUAAUGACAAUUAAAUGCCAUCAAUCUAAUUCAGUGUCUAACGUCCAGUGAUGCCGAGACUGAGACUCAAUUGUUGUAGAGAAUUCCCUUAUGAAAGAAACAAGCAGCAUGGCAGCACUUCAGGCUCAGCUGGUUCAGCCACUUUUUCUAUAUAGUCAGUUUGGCACAUGAAGGAAAUUUAAAGGUAUGUUUGACCUGUAUGUAAGUAUUUUAGUUAUGUUUAGCCAGUAAAGUCAAAACUCACAAGCUGAUCACUGAUAUCAGACCAACAGUUUGUUUUGAGCUCAGCUUGUUUUUAGAAGCUAAUGAAUUGUGUCCAGCUGUGUUUUUAGGGUCAUAUGUUGUUUCAGAUAUCUGUGCUUUUCUGUGUUAAUACAAAAAUUCUGAACAUCAGUAACACUGGUGACUACUGUUGUUCACGGAGAACUUAAAACAAAAGUCUGACAUUUUGGGGAUUGUGCUUGUUCACCUUUUUGCCAAGAGUUACCGUAGAUGAGGAGACUGAUUUGGGCUUCAUGUCUGAACAGUAAAUAUGAAGCUACAGCGAGCAACUGGCUAAUUUAGCUGAACUUCAACUCUGGAAACAGAGAGACGGCUAGCUUAGCUCUGUGAAAAGAGACCAAACUCUGCGUACCAGCAUCUGUAACGCACAGCGAAUAACGGUACACAUCUUAUUUGUUAAAUACACACAAAAAGUUUUUACAUUUUUUUUUUAUCAUUAUUAUUAUUAUUUAAAUAAUCUUUAGCUGUUCUGCCAUGUCUGUACAUAAAGCUUGUAGCUGUGUUUUUGAGGCAUCUGUUGGACCAGAAGAGGCCUCUGUGUUAAUCAGUGCAACUGUGUGCUCUGGUUGUGUAAAGGCUCACAUGUCCUACAAUUACACAUGUACCUUGAAAUGUAUUUAGCGCUCUCAUGUCUAUUUUUCUCCAUUUAACUUGUAUAUACACUACUGUUCAAAAGUUUGGGGUCACUUAGAAAUGUCCUAUUGUUGAAAGAAAAGUAUUUUUUUUAAUGAAGAUGACAUUAAAUGAAUCACAAAUACAGUCUAGACAUUGUUAAUGUGGUAAAUGAAUAUUCUAGCUGGAAACGGCUGAUUAUUGUCUGGAUGACCCCCAAACUUUUGAACAGUAGUAUAUGUAACUACAGUCAUUGUGUAUUAGGUUCUGAGCUCCGCCAUUCUUAAUAGUGUACAUUACAGAAAAGGAUUAAGGCCACUGUGAAAACAUUAUUUGAACUCUGACUCUUUUUCUCUAACUUUUCUCCAAAAUGCUGGGUUUAAUAUCAGAAUGCUGACUUACAGUAGCCCUCAUCCUUCUUCGCUGUAUGCUGCUAACGCUAAUCCCUCUGUGUAGACAGAUGUUAGCUCUGACUAGCUGAUAAUUGCUGGCUGCACCUUCAUAUUCACUGUGCAAACAUCUGAGUAGUUAUCAAUUAUCUCAUCUAAUUCUUGAGAAGAAAACACGCUUUAACUGUCCCUUAAAGUUUGCUACAGGUUUAACCUUCCCCUGUACGACAACAGUAACUGCACUUUUGACAGUUCAGAGUGAGGUUGCAGACUGUGUCACAGGUAAGCCAUAUGCCACUUCUGAUAAAUAUACAGUCAAACUAAUAUUUGAGGUAAGUAAAAGGUAUUCUUACCUAUGCUGGAUUUUAACCAUUAGCCCAGCAUUUCUACCUCCAUCACUCAGGCACACAGCAAAGAUAUUUAGUGUCUGUUUGUGUGCUUCUAAGGCGCUGACAUAUCAAAUUCUCAGAAACACAUCAGAAUUGUCAGCACUCAGUGAUUCUCUGUGACAGAAUACUUAAUUCAUCGGUACCAGAAUUUUCUAGAUGUACCCCCAUGGCUAUGCUGUACUUGCUUCUUCAAAUGUGAUUGAUUUUUUCUUUUCUUUUUUUAAUAGUUUGUGCACAGUUUGACAACUUCAUACUGUAUUUUCAGUGAUCUGAGCCACAGUUUAAAGUGAAAAUGAUUUUAAAGGUGCUAUGUGUAGUAUUCUCCAGUUGAAAAGGGUAUAAUUCUGUUAAAUUAUUUCUUGGACAUGGACGUUAGAGCUCAGACAGUAACGCUGGUUGUCUGAAGAAUAUUCCAUUGUUUGAUUAAACAUGAAGUGAUUCUUGUUUUGAAUCCUGGAACAGGCACUUUUGAUUUUGGUUGAGUCUGCGAGUCGGUCACUUUUUCUUCUGAAAAGCAGACUGGUAGCUGAAUAUUGAGAAGCAACAGGGGAAGAAUAAUCAACUUUGCUGCUAUAAAGCAGCUCUUAGUGACUAUAUGUUGUAGCACAUGUUAUUCUACUUGGUAGUGUAAUGUUAAAUGAAAAUCCUACACAUAAUACCUUUAAGUGAAAGAAAAUUUACAUUUUUUCCUCAUGGUAAAGACAUAAAUUUGUCCAAUUGUGAUUUUUUUGUUUUUAUUUUUUAUUUUCUGGUGUCUCACGCAGAAUUUGUGUUUUUAAAUAAUUAUUUUCAGAAAAAAAUACAAAUAUAAACAUUGCAGAUUCUGAAUUUAUCAUGUAUUUUAUGCUUUAUUGAAAGUGUAUACUCAUUGUGGGCAGUGUUUUUAGUAAUGUUCCGUUGAGGUUAAUUUAUUACCUACAUGUUGAAAUAUUUAACUUUCAAAACAUGACACUUGGUACAAACAUACAGUAUAUAUUUAAAUAUGAUACUUUGCAUGUGCACUAACUGUGUUGGAUUAAACUGCAUUAAGUUGAAAUAAAAUGGGUUUAAUGCCCAAAAUGUC